AUAUAUCGGUAGCUCUAUAUAUUUACCUACAUAUAUGAAUAUACAGUUUAAACGAUUAUGGAAAUUUUGUAUGAUUUCAAGGCGAUGUGGAAAAUUAUUUUUGUUAUCUGGGUAAUCUGGGAAAUGCCUCAAGCCUUUUCUCGUGAGCCUAAUGUACCUGUAGGACCAGGACAAAAUGGCUUCCAAUCCGUGUACUCUAACCACCGCCUUGCCAAUUCAAAACACCCAUUGAAAUAUUACAUGGAUGAACUAUGUACUUCAGAUAAAUCAUUUAUUAUACAAGCGUCAACUGACGGUUAUGAUUCUACCGGUAUUCUAAGCCUAAGCAAGUGGAAAAACGUAAAACCCGGAUUCGUCUGUAACGUAACAAUAUUGACAAAGCCUCUAUAUCAAAUUCAAGUGGCUUUUCGUAGUAUUAACAUCAAAAGCUACACAAGCAACGGAAUAUCGCAUGUAUGUAGGAAUUUUAUUAGGAUCAUUGCUAACGAAAGCUCGAAGUCAAAUAACUUCAACAGUAACCGGAUUUGUGGAAACUCUUCGUCUCCUGAAGAAUUUGUAUUUCGCACUUUUUCAAAGAGCAAUGUUAUAACCAUACAAUUCUACAGUGACCCCAUUGAUUAUAGCUUUUCCUUCACUGGUUUCCAAAUGACUUUUACAGUUUUUAACCUGACAACCAAUGGAGUGUGUAAAGGCAAACAAAGAUUUCACUGUUUCAAUUCUUUUUGUAUUUCGGACGUUUUAUUGUGUGACAGCUACAACAACUGUGGGGACUAUAGUGACGAAUCACAGUCUUCUCUUGCGUCAUGUGACAUCAAUGAUUUCCCAGUUUCUCUCGAAUCGAAAUCAAACGUUUUUAUCAUCAUAAUCUUCGGUACCUUAACAUUCAUCCUCUUCCUUGGAUGUGUACUCCUUUUCCGAAUUCAAAAUAAAUUGAUUACUUCGUGUUUGCGGGGUCGAAGGUCUCAACCAGAACCUGCCAGAAGGUGGCGCUUUAUGGGAUCCAACAAUGCUCAAGAAAGUGUCUCGACAGUUUCUUUGUCUGUCAGUCAUUCCCUACAUCCAAGAGAAGAUUUUAUCACUGAUACAACUUUACAACGUGAACUGCCACCUGCGUACGAAGACGCGAUUAGAGCGCCACCUCCACUGUUUACUGCUCUCAAUGCCCAACAAAUAAACAAUGACAGUAUUCAGGUUUAACUGCCAAAAUAAGAUUUUAUUCCGUUCUUAUACACAUUAUAUGUACGUAUUAUAAAAAUGAAACCCCCAAGCUAAACCAUUAAUUUAAACAAUGGUAUACUACUGUUAUGUAUCUGUAUGUCUAUACUCUAAAGUAUAAAUUAUAUUGAUAUAAUUAUUUUUGUACCAACCGAUAAUACUAUACGUUACAGUGCCGAGUCCGAGAGUAAAUAUAUGUUACAUAGAGGGCCUUGUGAGUUAUAGAAAAAUUCGGAAUUUAUGUGUGUGUAAAUUAAAAUAACCUGGGCUUGGCGUGGCCUAGCGAUUAGCAUGAUGAAUUGUGAAUCUGAAGGUCCAUGGUUCGUGCCUGCCCACGACAGAUGCACAACAAAUGAUUGGCCAACCCAAAACGGGAUAGGCCCCCAACUCUUUACUGCACAGGGAGACGGAGUGUAGCGAGAGGGGUUGUGACCAUUCAUCACAAAAGAACGACGAAGUUUUUUUGUUUUUUUUGUAGGGACAGCGUAUUUUUUAUUACUGUAAACGAAUAACCCAUUCGACACUCCCAUGGCGACAACGUAAAGUGGUGAGUAGACGUAUUAGGUCAUACUUCCUUGGCUGACAAUGUAUAGAACAAAAUAACAUUGAAUAUGUUAUUAUUAUUAUUAUUAUUAUUAGAGAUUGGAUAUAGCCUAGUUUUUCACGUGGCCAAAUUGUGAAUCCGACGAUUUAUGAUUCUCGACCCGUUGACGCAAAACUGUACUCCAUACUUUGGAGCCAUAGGUACAUUGUAAAAAUUAACGUUUGCUAUUCAAUUAAAGUAGCUUAAGAGUUGGCGACAGUUGCUGCUGUCUGUCAGUUGGAAAUUAGGGACGGCUAGCGUACACACAGCCCUUAUGUAGCUUUGCAGGAAUAUCCAAAAGAAAUAUCCAAACCAGUCUUUGAAACCAUUGCACAGACAACGUGGAUGGGACCAUUCCACGAAAAUAUCACCCAUCAAUUAAAUUUCGAAGUGCUAACUGGAAUUUUUAAUUCAUCAUUUUCUCAACCA
This is a messenger RNA of Limulus polyphemus (Atlantic horseshoe crab), 2227 nucleotides long. RefSeq lists its product as uncharacterized. The coding region runs from base 58 to 1197 and encodes 379 amino acids. Lineage: Eukaryota; Metazoa; Arthropoda; Merostomata; Xiphosura; Limulidae. The transcript has 4 exons. The record is from RefSeq and is a predicted model, not a curated record. Gene Ontology annotation, molecular function: protein binding.